This is a messenger RNA of Bipolaris oryzae ATCC 44560, 1530 nucleotides long. RefSeq lists its product as uncharacterized. The record is from RefSeq and is a predicted model, not a curated record. Bases 1 to 1530 code for a protein of 509 amino acids. Lineage: Eukaryota; Fungi; Ascomycota; Dothideomycetes; Pleosporales; Pleosporaceae. The transcript has a single exon.
AUGACGACUGAGAUGGGUAGCGGUUUCAAUAAGGUAAAUUGGCCAAAGCGCCAACAUCCAUACCAAAGCCUGCCAUAUAUGGCUGCCCAGGGCGCUGAAGGUACGGGUGCACACCAUACACAUCAGUACUUAGCACCCUACUCUGAAGAUCGGCGUGAUCGUGCCCCGGUAGAACAUUCGGGACAAAACGGUUAUCCAGCAAGUACUCAUUCACAGCACCAUGUAGGAUUCGAAGGAUACUCAACUGAGCAACCGCCAAGCAGAGCAAUGAACCAGGACCCGAGAUCUUUCCGAGAGAAUGCUGUAUACCCCAUUAAUGGACCCAGCCACAUCUGUAGAACGAUGGAAAGUAGACACGUACCACUGAUGCAGGUGCAUAACUGCACUUACUGUCAAGAUGAAAGUGUGCUAAAUGCUUACCAUGAUGCACGCAUCCGGCAAGAGGUUUUCCAGCAAACCUCAAUGAACUUUUCAAACUCUGUACAUGGGACAGCAAAUAACGCGUAUGAUGCCAAUCUUGACACUUUGUCAUACCUCGGGGCCCAUGUCUUUGAGGAAGAUGCCUGCGGAACGCCAAAAAGUUCAAGCAGCGAUAUUCGGUCCCGGCAGUAUGAUGGUCAGGAACAAGAGGCAUCAAUCGGUGCCACACAGUAUCAAGAACGAGGCAGCGUCUCCAUGACUGAGUCUACCCCAGGCCUCCGGUCGUCUGCCCAAGGUGGAAUAGUCAUUCAAUUGGACGCCACAAACGCAGAACCUUGGACUGUAUUCGGCCUAGUGGAUGACAGUCAGACCAGCCGUUCCAUAAGGCGAAUACAAGAAGGGAUGGACCGGAUAACUUUGGAUGCCACCCAUUCGGUGUUCGCUUACGGUAAUCCGAGCUCCGUCUCUUCUACGCGCACUGGUUUCGAAACCUGUUUGUCGUCAGUGAUACAACUACCGAAUCAGAUAGACGAUAUACCAUCAGCAAUUCCUUACUUCCCCCCAUCCUCAGCAUCAGGAAGCCAAAUGGAUGCUUCCGAUUCCUACCAGUCUCCCUUGGACGUCACCUACACUUCUGGAUCGAGAACCGACCCUCAAAAUCGACACCGGCUCCUAAUGGAGAGAGCUGCAACACUCGCAAGGGCGCAUGGACAUCUUGGAAGAUAUCCUCGAUCAGAUCCUGGUUGUCACUUACCCAUUCCUGGGGUGAGGCGACCGUCUUCUGCAUCAUCCCAAAUCACUGACGCUACCUCGUCUAGUGCUGUACCCAGCUCUGGCCAGGGCGUCCUGAAAUGUGGUGUGGACGGAUGUGAAACUACGUUUUCCGGUAGAUAUGGAAAAGGCAACAGAGCGAGACACAAAAAAGACUGCCAUGGAGGAAAGGGGCCCAUCAUUUGCCAGGAUGGCAACUGCGGCAAGGUCUUUAGACGAUCAGAUGCUCGGCUGAAGCACCACAGGAAACAUCAUCCUCAUCUCGUAGGCAGAAACACACAGGUGUCGCGUCCUAGAAGAUGGAACCUGGCACCAGGAGACCUGGAUGGUGAUGCGUAG